UUCUUGUAGUUAUAGGUACAUGGAGGUGUUGAAUAGCAACACUGGUAGGGUGAAGAGUAGCAAGUCCUUAUCUGUAGCAAAAGCUAAACUGCCUCCACUUAACAGAUUCCUAAACCACUUGGCUGCAAGUAGCAGCAACCAAGAAAUCGUUCCAUCAGCACAUCUUGCUGCCAUUGUUAAUGCAGUGGAACAGGAGUCCCUAAAGAUCAUUCAAACCGAUGUCGUUGUUACCAUUAUAUGUGGUGUAAUAGGCAGUCACAAAGAAAACCUAUGCAAGGCUCUUACAAACAUGGCCAAGGAACAGAGCAGGUGGGGGCAUUCAUUGAUGGCAUUAUAUGGAUUGAGGUAGUGGCUAUCGGCACUG
Messenger RNA from Anneissia japonica, 364 nucleotides. RefSeq lists its product as uncharacterized. The record is from RefSeq and is a predicted model, not a curated record. NCBI's taxonomy places the organism in Eukaryota, Metazoa, Echinodermata, Crinoidea, Comatulida, Comatulidae. The transcript has 2 exons. Bases 20 to 349 code for a protein of 109 amino acids.